This is a messenger RNA of Filobasidium floriforme, 3048 nucleotides long. RefSeq lists its product as uncharacterized. Gene Ontology annotation, molecular function: protein binding. NCBI's taxonomy places the organism in Eukaryota, Fungi, Basidiomycota, Tremellomycetes, Filobasidiales, Filobasidiaceae. The coding region runs from base 1 to 3048 and encodes 1015 amino acids. The record is from RefSeq and is a predicted model, not a curated record. The transcript is spliced from 4 exons.
AUGCCACCACCUGUGCCCUUCCCCCCUUUCCCCCCUGUCAAGCCUGAGACCGCAAGGGAUCGACAAUCGAAAAACGACUCCGAGGCCGAUUCGAAGGCCGAUACUCGAACCGCAACCGUAGAACUCCUCUCAGACGAUGAUACCGGAAACGACCCAGAGACCGGCAAGGAAACCGUGACUCUCGCCCCUGUACGCGAGAACACGUUCGGUAACGUCACUGAGGAAGCCCUUAGGCAAAACGGUCGUCCCAUGUUCGAGUUGAUGGUGUCCUUUUUGCAUCAAGCGUUGGAGCACGACCAUCCUCUCUUCGAUACCCUACCUAGGGAAUUCGGCGGUCGAGGUACCAGCUUGACCAGCGCCAAGAUCGAUCUCUACUGCGCCCUGGCUCCGGAACCUCCUACGCCCGAGGAAUAUCGCCGCAUUCGAGUCGAACUCAACUCCAAUGCCGAGUACGACAAACAGGUCGCGGACUAUCUAGCCGAACACGAUGGGCAGGAGUUGUAUCACCCUGGUUGCGAGCUGUACUGGCGUCACAUCCGAUCGAAGCGGUUCCAAUUCCUCGGACCCGGCUGGGGUCCCGCUCCUGGGACCACGGACGAUCAGUUUUCCACUUUGAAUCGAGGCCAUACAGGUCACGUAUCCGGCAGCAUCUUCAGUCCCCUCUUUGAUGCCUCCGAAUAUGGUGACGAUUUGACGAUGAAGAAUGGAAAGAUCGUCGAGCUGACCAAUAACGGAAAGUCGGCCCAAGGACCGCUCGUCCCCAACGGAGCGCCGAUCAUCAACGGUAUGCAGAGCCUGAUCAAGUUGGACUGCUGGUCGACCGAGUAUCCGGUGACGAGGAACAGCGGCUGGCAAGGAAAUAGCGAAAAGGCUAUCCAAGAUUUGCAACCUAUACUCAUCCAAGACAUGAAGCCCAAUGUCCAGCAGGAAGGGAAAUACCUUCUCUGCCGGGUCGUCAGCGCCCCAAUCGUUCUCCUUGACAUGUCCGUCUGGGUCGCGGAUGAGGAAGGCAAGACGAUGCGGCUGUCCAUUCAUAACACGCCGAUUCAGCCUGUGCAUCUCGGCUAUCCGGGGAUCAGCGAGUACGAAGCUAUGUUUCCCCUCGAUACCAUCUUGCUCAUCAAGGAGCCGUACCUGGACGACGAAUUGGAGUCGCCUAACAUCCCAGUCACUUCGCCCACUGAUAUCAAGAUCAUCAGCCUCAAGGACCCUCUUGUCGCCAAUGUUACCUGGAAGAAAUUUCGAAGUGCCGUCCCCGGCGCGAUUCAUGAGAUGGGACAAGAGCGCCCUGAACCCUUCGACAAGAUGAAGCAGGACGCGGAGGCGCUUUUCGCGGAAGGGUCGUUCUUCCUUGCGGAGCGGAAGACUACCAAAGCGAUCGAGGAAUAUCAUGAUCAUCCCGACGUCACAUCGCUACGAGCUCUUCGCGCGGAGAUUGACAUGAAACUCGAACGAUGGUAUCAGGCGGAAGCGGAUGCUGAGUUCGUGGUCGAGUCCACCAUGCAUCAGAUCGACAAGGGCGAUGCGGGCAAGAAGAAGAGGAAGAGCCUUGGUGCCAUGCUGCGUAAAGCCAUGCUCAUCGCCGCAUUGUCUCUCUACAAAGUUCGAGCGUGGAAGGCCGCCGAGGUUGCGUUCGAACGGGGUCUACAAAGAUACACCGAUUCCGAUCCAUUUCGCUAUGGUCUGAGCCAGACGAGAGACAGGAUCAAGGAGACCGAGACCGGGGUUUACGACUGGUUGGCCAUAGCUCAAGCCGCUUACAAGGGUGAUUUAACACAUCAGAUCGGAGACUACGUCGGCUCCAUCGAGGAGAGGGAUUUCUCCGGGAUGGGUAAAGGCAUGGUUGCUAGCAAGGAUCUCAAGGCCGGCGAACUGCUCGUCGCGACGAAUGCUCUGCACAUCAGCAACGCGAAGGAGGCAGAGGACAUGAUCGACGCGGGAUCCGAGAGAGGCUACCACAUGAUGCGCUCCGGUUACAAGCCUGUCUUUUGGAGUGGGAUGCAGGCGCUUGUGUACAAGGCUUAUUGGCAGCCCGAACUAAACAAGCAGUUGAAAUCCCUGUAUCAUGGUGCUGAAUUCCCGCCUAGGCCGAACUACCCUUUCACCGACAACACAGACUAUCGUGGAGUCGACCCGGAUCCUAUCAACGCGAUGGCCAUGGACUGUGUCCUGGCUUUGAACAUGUUCGGGAUAGCCUCUGGAGGUGGAAGUCUCGAUCACGGCGUAGUAUUCGAUUCGAACGGAUUGUUCCCUUCGCUUUCUCUGUUCAAUAACUCGUGCAAGCCGAAUUGCAGCCUUCAGAAGAUCGGGAACUUCAUGAGCGUACGAGCAAACGAAGACAUACCCGCUGGUACGGAGCUCUGCGUCACGUACAAUUGCGCUGAAGAAUAUGUGCACCGCUGCGUCAAGCUCGAAAGACUUAUGGGUGUCCCAUGUUCGUGCGAACACUGCAAAGACGACCAAAAAGACGGCAUGGACGCUCAUGCAAAGAGGAUCGAGAUGCGAAAAUCGGUUCAGGACAGAAUUGACACCGAGGAUUGGCCGGAUUGGCGACACCCUCCUGCUGCCCACGUGGCCUACUUCAAGAAGCGAGAAAAGCAAACCUUGGGAGAUAUAGAAGAGAUGAUGGAGACUUAUGGUAGUCACAGGGACGAUUACCGACCCGAUCUUACCGUAUUCUACAGAGAUCUCUGCGGAAUAGCCAGUAUGGCGGUCCAUCAUAAUCGUGGUCCGGAUCAGAUUCAGCUCUUCAUCGACGCCUCGAUCGGAAGCUUGAGGUGUUCGGGCAUCGAACUCGCCGACGAUCCCAAGCCCAAGGGGAAGGACAGAAGCAUUCGGCAAUUUAGCGGUCUACCAAUUCGCACCUUGCCUUAUACGGGCAUCGAAGCAGCCAUCCAGACGAUGAUUCACCUCAGCAUUUGGUACAGCCGUAAAAAGAGGGAUCAACGUACCAGUCUCGCUUGGUCGAAAGCUGCCGAGACCGUCGCGUUCCUGACGAUUGCGCCGUGUCCCAAACUCUACAAGUUUCAGUUCGAUCUGGUAAGCUGA